AUGCAGCAAUACACAUACGACGACUUUCUGCGUGAUCACUGUACUGCUUUAGAAUCAAUGAAAGUUCCUGAACUGUAUUGGCCAGCAUUGCAUUCGAAAUUACUUGGAAAAGAAUUUGAUGUGCCUCAGCACUUUGAACUUGGUCUUCUCAAUUAUACAGAUCCAGAAUCUGGAGACGUUGUUGAUAAGGAACUUUUUGUUUCUGUUAAAUCCGACGAAAUUCUGUCUUCUGAUUCCGACAGCAUUUUUCUUAUAGACCAUGCCUGGACAUUUGAGCUGGCUGAUGUUCGAAAAACACUUGUUUCUAAUCCAAGUUUGCUUUCAAGGAUGGUUAACCUAAUGUGUCUGAAUGAAAAGGAAAUUAAUGGGAACGAAUCCGCGGCAGUAGAUGAAUUUAUGCGAAAGAUGUGGAAGUUUUGUCACCUCUACCAAAUUUCAAAGCCGUCCGAGGUGGAUGGGGACCACAUUGUAAUCAAAAAGGAUGUUUGGUAUAUUCUUGAUGAAUUCGGAUCCAGCAUCAAGCAAUCAUCUGAACCUAAUGUUCGUGUUGCCUCAUUCAUGUAUGUACCCGAACGACUAUGCUACUCGGUGUUUUGGCCUAUCGUUGAUUUACACAAAGAAGACACUCUUUAUGUUGACUGGCUGUCGGCGGUGACCGAUAGCGACAAAAAAUCUCUCCUCCUUCUUCCGUGGGAGGAUCAGGAUUUCUCAGACCGUUCAUCGGCUCAUAGCUACGUUCUAACGGACGACUUUUUCUCGAGUCACAAAAUUCAGGAAUCACUGCCGGAACCAGGAGCUCCAUUCGUUAGCGUCUGCAGCCUCCCCCUAAAGGUGUACACUGAUAUUAAUCUAGUUGCCGAAACUCUUUCAAGCCCGUCGUAUGAAGUAACGGAAGAACGGAAUGAGGCUGAUAUUCUGUGGCUCUAUUCGCACUUUCGCGAUUACAAGCGACUUUCAAUCGACUCGCCAAGCGUCUUUGUAAAUCAAUUCCCAAAUGAGUCAGUUCUCACGGUAAAGGAUAUGCUAGCCGCCCUGGCGGCCAGCGAACGGGCGAUCGAGAUCAGUGGUCCCGGUGACGCGUUUGACCUUGAGAACGAGGGGUCUCCAAAACAGCCCCUGACCUGUUCCUGGUACCCAGUGACCUUUAAUCUCUUCUACGAGCUCUCGCAAUUUGUUGCCUUUUUCCAACGCCAGGAGGAAGAGGAGCCAUGGAACCUUGGACGCGGAUUGGGGAUCUUCAUAACCGACAACCUUGCUCAAAUACUUCGUUUAACAGACAGUGGCCCUAUGAUUGCAAGUCGGUACAUUUCGGAUCCUGUUCUGUUUUACCGUGAGGACAUUUCUAGCUGGGUUAAGUUUGAUGUGCGCUACGUGGUUCUCUUGAAAUCAGUUCAACCUCUGGAACUGUUCGCCCACAAAGUUUUCUGGUUGCGGUUCGCCAACAAGGCUUUUUCACUGGACAACUUUGAUGACUACGCUAAACACUUUACUGUAAUGAACUAUCGUGAGCACGAUGAACUGAAGCAGGUCCAUCACGAUGAGUUCAUUGAAUCCUUUGAAAAACAGUAUCCAAAUGUGAAAUGGAAGAAUGUUGAGGCAGCAAUUCACCGCACUUUGGUUGACCUCUUCACCGUGGCUUCCGCCUACCCACCUCCAAGGGGCUUGGGCGACUGCAAGCAGUCUCGUGCAAUGUACGCAGUCGACCUAAUGCUGGAGUGGCAGCGACGUCCCGAUGUCGAGAAGGACACUUGCUUCGUCAUGCAGCCUCAGGUCUGCGAGGUUAAUUUCAUCCCUGAUUGCACUCGGGCUUGCAAAUACCACCCCGAAUUCCACAACGAAGUGUUUGACUGCCUCUUCCUUAACAGAGUGUCGGAUAACCUGCAACAGCUGGCUUAA
Mesocestoides corti is the source of this 1896-nucleotide messenger RNA. Lineage: Eukaryota; Metazoa; Platyhelminthes; Cestoda; Cyclophyllidea; Mesocestoididae. The record is from the annotation of a GenBank genome assembly.